AUGGUGAACGAGUUGGAUGAGCUGCCCGAGUUCAUGCCGGGCAGGCUGGAAGAAAUCUACGCGUGGCUGGCCGUGUGCGACGCCACUAGUGCAGCGGACAAGCCGUCAUUUCUCCCGCGCAUGCGGGUGGCGGAGCAGGGGGCGGGGAGGGCGCUGGGGGUGGUGGCGCAGGCGAACGCGGCGUGGCAGCUGUUCCUGCACGCGCACGUGCAACCCGACCCCUGGCUCCCCGAGUUUGACGUCUUCGCCACAAACAUACUGCAGGCAUGCUGGCGAAAGUACACAGACGACCACAGCCGUACGAUCCUUCCCAUAUCGUCCGACGGCUGUCCGAUCGACACCAGCAGCACCGUAGCUGCAGCAGAGAGAGAUGCUAGGGGCAUCGUGGUUGAGUGGCAGAAGGAAAGGGAGAAGGAAAAGGGGGAAAGAGGCAGGAGGGAACGCGGGAAGGAGAAGGGGAAAGAGAAGAAGAAGAGUAGGGGAAAGAGCAGGGAGAAGGAAAGAGAGGAGAAAUUGAAGGCGAGGGAAGAGAGAGCAGAGAGAGGGAGGGAAGAGAGAGGGGGGGACGAGGGAGGAAGGGAAGAGAGAGGAGGGGGUGGGUUCAGGAGGAGAAGAAGCCUUUCCGGCCCAGAGAAUAACACAGGAGGAGGGAAGGGACGCAAUAUAUGGGGGGGCGGGGGAGGAGCAGGACGAUCCCCUGGAAAGCUCGGGUUUUUCCGGUCCCGCCUUCCCUCUCUUCCCCUCCUUGCGCCGUCAAGUGCUGAAGACCCUCCUCUUGCUGCUGCUGCUGCUGCUGCUGCUGCUGGGGGAGGUGAUGGUGGUGCUGCUGUUGCUGGUAGUGGUGGUGGUGCUGCUGGUGGUGGCAGUGGCAGCGGUGCUGGUUUGACAAUCACUGUCCCGUCGUUCCGAUCGCGGUCCCCUCUGCCCCCCUUAACGCCCAAGACGCCCCGAACCGGCUCUGGGUCAGCUCUCAAGUCACCCAAGCAACAAACCGCUUGUGGUGCUGCUGCUGCUGGUGCUGGUGCUGGUGCUGGUGUUGGUCGCGCCGAGAUGCUUUUUGAGGCGCCUCAGAGAUCGCCCAAGCAGCGAACCGCACGGCCUGCUGCUGUUGGUCGCACAAUUCCUCGCCUGAAUGCCCUGGAGCGGCUUGGUGAGUAUGAGAGGCUUGAUAUUCCGGGAAAGCUUGGCACGGCCUUGAAUGACAGUGCAAGGGAGGAGUCUGUGCCUUCUGCUCUCUGGCGGACAACUAGUGUUCCUGCUGCUGUUGCUGCUGCUGUUGCUGCUGCUGCUGCUGCUGCUGCUGCUGCUGCUGCUGCUUCUAGUAGAGGUGGUAACAAGGAGGAGCAAAAGCAGGAGAGGCUUUUAAUCCCAGAUAGUCUUGAGGCAGCCCGCAGUAAGUGGGGUGGUCGAAGAUUGUCAAUGCAAGGAGCUGACAUUGCUGCUGCCACAACAGCUUUUGGAGCCGCUACUGCUGGGUCGUCUACUAACGAGUCUGCUCGUAACGAGUCAACGGCUUAUGCGUCGGUUUUUCACGAGCCGGUUGUUAGGGAGGGGUGGCAAGUGCCAGCUGGCGCCCAUCCAUUGGAGAAAAAACGGUUGGGGCAGCGGUGGGCUGAUUUUGGCUCUUGGGAAGGUGAGAGUAUUGCAACUGCUGCUGUUGCUCCUGCUGUUGCUGCAUCAAGCCAUACCACUACAGGCAACACCGGCACAAGCACCACCACUGGUGUGAGCAACAAGACCAGCAGCAGCAGCAACACGCGGCUAGUGGCCGCUAACGCUGCUGCUCGGGUGAACCGAAGGUGGAACUCAGCUGCAGUGGAACGCCGGCCGUCUCGAGAACAAAUGGAGGGCGUUUCUGGUAGUACUGCUGCUGCUGCUGCUGCUGCUGCCCCUGCGGCUGGUGGUGGUGGGGUUGGGGGUGGGGGAGGGGGUGCGGGUGGUGGUGGCGCUGCUGCUGCUGGGGUUGGGGGAGGGGGUGGUGCUGCAGCUGUCGUUGCAGGUCCUUCUGCGGCUUUUUUUCCGAGGGAUGUUUCUUUCGAAAGCAGCUUUUUGUCGCAGGGGAGCGAGAUGGCAUUUGGGUCGACUCAAAAGUCAUCUGCUGCUGUUUCACAGAGGGAUGAUGCUCCUUAUGAAAGCGCCAUCUUGUCACAGGGAAGCGUUUCUUCUUAUAGCAGUGGUGAGAGCGGCGGUGGCGAUGGGCAGAGGGGAAAACACUCAGACUGGCAGCAGCAGCAGCAGCAGCAGCAGCAGCAGCAGCAGCAGCAGCAGCAGCAGCAGCAGCAGCAGCAGCAGCAGCAGCAACAACAGCAGAGGCAUAUGCAACGGGGGCAGUGGCAGCAACAGCAUUUGGAAUGGCAGCAGGGAUUGUGGCAGCAGCAGCAAAAGCAGCAGGCGUUGGUGCAAUCUCGACCACCUCUCUCCCCUCGAAGGGCCGUGAGUUCGAUUCAUGAGAGCAGAGACAGAAACCAGCAGCAGCACAGACAGGCAGAGGAGGUGAAUAAGACAGCUAAGAAUUUCCCCUCCCCUAAGUGGUCGGCCAGUUCGAUUCAUGAGAGCAGAGACAGAAGCAGGCAGGAGUACGGACAGGCUGAAGUGGCUUAUGAGUCGACUCAUAGACUUCCCUCCCCUAAGCGGUCGGUCAGUUCAAUUCAUGAGAGCAGAGACAGAAGCAGGCAGCAGUACGGACAGGCAGAGGAGGCUUCUGAGUUGCAUAGAAAGCUGUCCUCCCCCCGGAGAUCUGUGACUUCGCCUCAUGAGAGCAGAGACAGAAACCGGCAGCUGUAUGGACAGACAGAGGAGGCUUAUGAGUUGCAGCACAGGCAGUCAGAAGUGGCUUCUGAGUCGCGUAUUCAGCAGGCCUCCCCUAGGAGAUCUGUGACCUCGACUCACGAGAGCAGAGACAGAAACUGGCAGCAGUACGGACAGGCAGAGGUAGCUUUUGAGUCGACUUGGAAGGAUCCCUCUCCCCAUCGUUCUGUCAGUUCGAUCUAUGAAAGGAGGGAUGGGAACCGGCAGCAGUACGGACAGGCAGAGGAAUCUUUUCAGUUGAUUCGGAAGGCUCCCUCUCCCCAGCGUUCUGUCAGUUCGAUCUAUGAAAGGAGAGCUGGGAACCGGCAGCUGUACGGACAGGCAGAGCUGCCGGCAUGGCAGUGGCAGCACGCGGGAAUGCAGCAGCAUGAGGGGCAGCAGGAGGAGGUAAUGCAGCAGCAUGGGGGGCAGCAGGGUCAGGGUCAGCAAGAGCGGGCAAAACAGCACAAGCAGCUGCUGCUGAUGGGGCAGGGGGAGGGGAAGCAGCAGGGGGAGGGGCAGGGAUAUGUACCUGAGGGGUUUUCUGCUGCAGUGGUGGCACAAAGAGAAAACCCCUCAAGUUUCUGCUCAGUUUCUGAGGCGCCUGUCCUUCCGCCUCCUGUCUCUGCGUCUCCCUCUUUUUCUUCCUUUGUCUCCGUGAUUGCCUCUUCAUCUCUUGAGUCUGCUGCUGCGAUUGCCGCGCGAGCAGCAGCAGUUGUUGAUGCGCCUAGGGUUCCACCUCCUGUCUCCGCAUCUCCCUCCUUUUCAUCUUUUGUCUCCUCGUCUCCCUCUUUUUCUUCUGGUUCUGCUGCUGCAAUCGCCGCACGAGCAGCAGCAGUUGUUGAUGCGCCUAGGGUUCCGUCUCCCACCUCCGAGUUUCCCUCUUCAUCUUUUGAAUCAGCUGCUGCAAUCGCUGCACGAGCAGCAGCCAGAAUUCGCCGCCCCUCCCCUCCCCCUCAAUUCCUCCAUGCAAGCCCAGCGCUGAUCAGACAUAAAACAGACCCAAGGCCAUUCGAUACAAGCACAUCCGCUUCUACCCCACCUGCUCCAACAAGCACGUUGGAUUCAGCAGCCAGAAUCCGUCGCCCCUCCCCUCCCCCGCUCUUCCUCAAUGCAAACUCAGCAGGGGUGCGAAACACAGCAGACACAGCGCCAUUCGAUACAAGCACAUCCGUCACUACAAGCACAUUGAAUGCAGCAGCCAAACUUCGCCGCCCCUCCCCUCCGCCACUCGUCCUCCAUGCCAGCCCAGCACUGGUCAGACAUAAUACAGACCCAAGGUCAUCCUAUACAAGCACAUCCGCUACGAGAAGCACGAUUGGUGUGGCAGGAGAUGUGACAGUAACGAGGGCAACGCCCUCGUUUGUAUCCGUCCCAGGCGUGCAAGCUCUCUCCACAGACCCCCUUCGUUAUAUGCACCUCGUAUCGCCUCGUCAUUCCCAUUCCCGCGCUACUCACAGCGUGCAGCAGCAGCAGCAGCAGCAGCAGCAGAAGGAUACUCUAGCACAUCCGCUUGUGUCACAACUAGGAGAGAGGGAAGCGGAGGAGGAAGAGGUGGGGGCAGGAGAGGAAGCAGAAGAUAAACAACUUGGAUUCUACCCUGAGACUAACCCAGAAGAGUACCCAAUUAGUUUGGGUGCUUUUGAAAUCUACCCGAGCGCUUACUUACCGGAUAUGGGUACGUAUGCAAUUAACCCUGUCAAUAACUACCCGAAGGUAGGUGUGGGUAUGCAUUUUGAUGACUCGUAUGAGCCACUCAGGGAUGAGGAGGAAGAGGAGGAGGAGUGGAGGGAGGAGGGGAGGGAGGGAGAGGAGUGGAGGGAGGGAGAGGAGUGGAGGAAGGAAGAGGAGGAGUGGAGGGAGGAAGAGGAGGAGCGUUUUUCAAGGCCUCGAAAGGUGGUGAGCAGCAAAUGGGGAGGAGAGGGAUUGGGGAGAUGGAUGGAAGAGAGUGGAAGUGGAAGCGGGGUACGGAUUUGUCGCAGUCAGUCUGAGGAGAGCAAUCGGCCUCAUUACUGGCAGCAGCCGCAGCAGCAGCAGUUGCAGCAGCAGCAACAGCAGCAGCAGCGACAGCAGCAGCGACAGCGACAGCAGCAGCAGAACAGUGUUGUUCGCAGCGAGAGGGGAGGAGAGGGGCUGGAAGGUAGUGGAAUUCAAAGAGGAAUGCGGAUUGGUCGUAGUCGAUCCGAGGAGAGCAAACCACCGCAACACUGGCAGAACCAGCAGCAGCAGCAGCAGCAGCAGCAAGGCGGCCGCGGUGUGAACAGGGCGGGCUCAUCUCACAGCAGUGGCCGGGAUCGUAGCAGAAAUCACCGCAAGUCCCUGAGCAUGACAUUCGACAGCAGCGGCCGUCCCGCCCCGAUCCACCCGCUCGACCCUCACACUUCCACUCCUGACAACAGCAAACCUUUCGACUCAGAGCGAAGCCAGUCGCGUGACACCUCUCGUGCCACUCCUGUCGCAAGCAGAAGGCACCGCAAGUCCUUGAGCAUGACAUUCGACAGCCGUGGCAGCGCCGCUCCCACCGCAAACGACCCUCCCUCUCCCACGCCGGACUUGAAUCAGCCUGUAAAGUCGGUGCGAAGCUUGUCGCACAGCUGGCCCACGCCCCGUCGCACACACCGCAAGUCCCUGAGCAGAAGGCACCGCAAGUCACUGAGUAUGACAUUUGACAACCGCGGCGGCCUUCCCCCCGCAACUGAUACCCAAUCCCCCGCGUAUGACCUGCAUCCCGCUGUUGAUUCGACUCAAAUCUCGUCUCGCCUCCGCGCUCCCGGUCCCACUAACCGCCGCCGCAACCUCCGCAAGUCCCUCAGUCUGUCAGCCAACAGCCGUGACAGCACUCACACCCCAAAUUACCCCGCCACUCCAACCUCUAACUGCCGUGACAACACUCACACUCCAAGUUACCCCGCCACUCCAACCUCGGACGGGCGGCAACUUUUGAGGCGCCUCAAAAGUGACAACCCUCACACUCCAAGUUACCCCGCCACUCCAACUUCUGACGGGCGGCGAACUCCGUCCCGCGUGCGCUUCAACGAUGAGGUGGACGUUCUGAUGUUUGCUGACGUGGCAGCCGCUGCUGCCGCUGCUGCUGCUGACCUGGCAACCGCACCUCGUGACUUGGCAACAGCGGGUUCUAACCGUUAUAAGAACAAGCAUGGGCGCGCAGCAGCGGGUGAUUAUAACGAGAUUUUGCACGGGUAUGGAAGCAACUCGGAAGGAGAGGAAGGAGAGGAGGGGGAGAUCGUAGAGGAGGAGAGGGAGCUGCUCUCAAGUGUUUCUCUCCCUCCCCUCAGCUUCUCCCUACUGCUGGCUCUUGAGGAAACCAGCACUGCCGUCUCUUCACCCACCAGGUUUCCCCGCAGCAAGAGUCAGAACUAG
Closterium sp. Naga37s-1 is the source of this 6168-nucleotide messenger RNA. The record is from the annotation of a GenBank genome assembly. NCBI's taxonomy places the organism in Eukaryota, Viridiplantae, Streptophyta, Zygnematophyceae, Desmidiales, Closteriaceae.